Molecule: messenger RNA, 1575 nt
Organism: Exophiala viscosa
Lineage: Eukaryota; Fungi; Ascomycota; Eurotiomycetes; Chaetothyriales; Herpotrichiellaceae
Product: transcriptional adapter 2-alpha
Exons: 2
Coding region: 1-1575 (524 amino acids)
Biological process (GO): chromatin remodeling; regulation of transcription by RNA polymerase II
Cellular component (GO): nucleus; SAGA-type complex
Molecular function (GO): chromatin binding; protein binding; transcription coactivator activity
Source: RefSeq, a predicted model, not a curated record
AUGGGUGUCAUAAGGAAGAAUGCAGCCUCGCGGGGAGGGGAUGGUGGCACGAAAUAUCAUUGCGAUGUCUGCUCCAUCGAUAUCACCUCGACUGUCCGCAUAUCCUGCGCAAAUUCAGCCUGUCGCGAAUACGAUCUCUGUGUCCCAUGUUUCGCCCGCGGAGAAUCAUCCAAAACCCACGACCCGCGUAACCAUGAAUUCCACGUCGUCGAACAGAACUCAAUCCCCAUCUAUACCGAAGAUUGGGGCGCCGAUGAAGAGUUACUUUUACUAGAAGGCUCGGAGAGAUAUGGAUUGGGAUCCUGGGCCGAUGUGGCGGAGCAUAUUGGAGGUUAUCGGGAGAAAGACGAGGUUCGCGACCACUACAUUGAUACAUACAUCAACAGUUCCAAAUUUCCAUUACCGGAGUUAGCCGACCCAGCAGAUACAGACCUAUUUGAACGGAUUCCGAAAGAAGAUUUUCAGGCUCGCAAAAAGCGGCGCAUCGAAGAGCGCAAAGAAGAAGCCAAGUCUGCGCCUCCAGCAACCCCUAAGCAGAAACCCACAGCCUCUGUUCCAGCAUGCCAUGAGGUUCAGGGAUUCAUGCCUGGUCGUCUGGAAUUCGAAACAGAGUUCGCCAAUGACGCCGAGGAAGCCGUUCAACACAUGGCCUUUGAGCCUGGUGACGGGCUUGACCCAGUCACUGGAGAGAUGGAUGAAGAAACCACCCUGAAGAUGACAGUGUUCGACAUCUACAAUUCUCGAUUGAAGGCUCGAACAGAACGCAAACGAAUUAUAUUCGAACACAAUCUUCUCGAAUACAAGAAGAACCAACUUCUUGACAAGAAACGGACAAAAGAGGAAAAGGAUCUUAUGCACAAGGCCAAACCAUUCGCUAGAAUGAUGAACCAUGAAGACUUCGAGGCUUUCAACCGAGAUCUUCUCUUGGAGCACAAUCUACGCAUUGCCAUAGCGCAAUUACAAGAAUGGAAGCAGAUGGGUAUUAGCGACCUGAAAGGUGGCGAAAAGUACGAGGCCGACAAGCAAGCUCGAGUACAGCGAAACCAGCCUCAAGGUCAAUUUGAUCGCAUGCCACAGAUCCCUAAGAAGGGCGCUCAGAUUCAGCAACCCGAUCUGCCAACAGAAGCAUCCAAAUUGACGACACCAGAAUUGCCGCUACGCUUUCAACGCAAGCCAAAGACCGUCCCAGUAUUCACCGACACUCAGCCCGCUGUUGAGAACGACUUCGACAAGCUUUUCGCCGAGGCGAAUGGCCCAGAACCCUCCGGACCCAAAGCCAAGGUCCGCUAUGUCGUACAACCUUUAAACGGAAUCACGCCAUGGCGGCUUGAGGAUGACAAGGUCCUAGCAGCAGACUUGCAGCUUCUUAGCGAAGAAGAGAUCCAGCUCUGUAAUGCUCUGCACAUCAGGCCAAAGCCAUACUUGGCUCUCAAAGAAGGCUUGCUGAAGGAAGCCAUGAAACAAGGUGGUCAUAUGAAGAAGAAAGAGGCUCGAGGAGUCUGCAGGAUUGAUGUCAAUAAAGCUAACCGCAUAUUCGACUUCAUGAUCCACAGCGGAUGGAUUGCGAAGGCGUGA